Messenger RNA from Silurus meridionalis, 2184 nucleotides. RefSeq names its product homer scaffold protein 2 (gene homer2). The record is from RefSeq and is a predicted model, not a curated record. Gene Ontology annotation, molecular function: G protein-coupled glutamate receptor binding. NCBI's taxonomy places the organism in Eukaryota, Metazoa, Chordata, Actinopteri, Siluriformes, Siluridae. Gene Ontology annotation, cellular component: plasma membrane; dendrite; cytoplasm. Gene Ontology annotation, biological process: regulation of store-operated calcium entry; G protein-coupled glutamate receptor signaling pathway.
CACACACACACACACGCGCAGUCUGAGCACCAUAAGUGCUUCGGUUUAUGACUAUCGGGUUUCAGUCUCGGGGCCUGAAAUGGAGUCAGAGCGCAGUUAACACACACACACACACACACACACACACAGAGGCGCGCACAGUUUUACACUCUCACACAGUAAUACACACACACAUUUUACACGCGAAGUUAUCCGACGCGGAUCCGCGGCCAUGGGGGAGCAGCCGAUCUUCACCACUCGAGCUCAUGUCUUCCAGAUUGACCCCACCACCAAGAAAAACUGGGUUCCUGCCAGUAAACAAGCUGUCACCGUGUCCUACUUUUACGACAGCACGCGCAACAGCUAUCGCAUCAUCAGCGUGGACGGGACUAAGGUGAUCAUUAAUAGCACCAUCACCCCCAACAUGACCUUCACUAAGACGUCACAGAAGUUUGGCCAGUGGGCCGACAGCCGCGCAAACACAGUGUUCGGUCUCGGGUUCUCCUCUGAACAGCAGCUGUCCAAGUUUGCUGAAAAGUUCCAGGAAGUGAAAGAUGCAGCAAAAAUGGCACGAGAGAAAUCACAGGAGAAAGCAGACGCAACCAGCAACCACUCCCAGGAAUCGGGCCGUGAGACUCCGGUGUCCAAUCAGGCAUCAAGUAUGAAUGGAACAGACGAUGAUAAAAUCUCACACACACCAGACAACACCGUGCUGAUGAACGAGAAACCCCUCAAGUCUGCUGUGGAACAGAGCACUAACCAGUACGAGUCGGAGAUGCAGGCCCUGAAGGAGAGUAACGCUCAGCUGACAGAGGCUCUGCAGGAGGCAAACAGCAGCGUGGAGAAGUGGAAAUCACACACUGCUGCAUGCCAGGAGGAGAACACUACACUCAAGAACAAGAUUACAGACCUGGAGGCAUUGUGUAAGGCGGUGAAUCAGGAGAAAGAGAGAAACACUCAGCUGAGUACCCGAGUGCAGAAACUUGAGAACGACAUAAAGGACAAAGAGCAGGAGCUGGAGAAUCUGAGAAAGCAGGCUGAAAUAAUUCCACAGCUCAUGUCUGAGUGUGACAACCUCAAUGCCAAGCUACAGGCGGCGGAACUGGCCAAUCAGGAGGUUCGUGGGCGUGUGUUAGCACUGCAGAGUGAAGUGAGUGAAGGACAGCAGCGACAUGGAGCCAUGAAGAACGAACUGAAGAAGUUCAUGGAGCUGCUGGAUGGCAAAAUAGAUGAACUGCAUGAGGUCCGCCAGGGCCUGUCUCACCUGGGCAUGGACAACUAACACACACACACACACACACACAUACACACACACACACACAAUCUAAUAACUCAAUAUUUAGGGAGUGAGAGCCAUAAAUCUUUAUAUUACAUUAUAUUUUGUAAUAUAAUGUAAUAAAACACACACACACACACACACACACACACACACACAGGUAUUAAUACACAGAACACUACAGUAUAUACAUUAAGGUGGUGAUCUCAGGUGUAAGUUACAGCACUCAUUUACACACACCUGUUUUCUUUCUCUCUCUCUCACACACACACACACACACACACACACACACACACACAAACUGCAGUGUCACAAAGUGCCUGAGGGUAGCUUUUUUUCCCCUUACCAAUCUCAUAAACACUCUACAUGCGGUACACACACACACUUAUACACACACUUGAGUGCAAUACGGUAGAUCAGAAAGGGGGCGGGGCUUUGUUUCAAUACAUUUUUAUAUAGAGCUGUUCUGAUUGGUUGGUUUCUGAACUCUAUGCUGUGAACUUUAUCUGAUUUCUGAUUGUGUGUGUGUGUGUGUGUGUGUGUGUGUGUGUGUGUGUGUGUGUGUGUGUGUGUGUGUGAGUGAAGUUUAUCACAGUUUACAGCAUAACCGUAAAAUGGACUGGUCCAAAAUCUCGAGAUUCCACAAUGCUGACAAUAUUUUAGACACCACAUACACAUGCGCGCGUGCACACACACACACACACACACACACACACACACAUGCGCACACACACACACACACACUCUUCCUGGUGUGUAUUAUGUUUAGGACACUUUUCUCUGGUUUUGUUUGUUUGUUUGUUUGUUUUUCUGAUCAAUAAUGUACAAUAAUGAAAUUGUUAUAAAUAUAGUUUAAAUAUAAAACUUGUUCUGUGUGAUUUUGGUUUUUUUUAGAUUUGAGGUGAAUUAAACUGAGAGGGUGAGAUCGA